AAGAGGUAGGUGAUCCACCCGGGGCCCCAUCUCAAAAUAUAACCACCGGAUUCUCCCGUUUGGUAGGAAACACCUCCGUCGAGCUGAUCGAUCUCUUUCUCCUCCAUCUUCUUCGUCCUCGUCCGAUCCGGAUAGAGAAGAGAGAUCGUUGGUUGAGCUUCACGGAGAUAGGGUCUAUGGAAACGGAUCAGCAGCGCUCUACACAGCGCUGGGAGCGACUCCGGCGAGCGGCGGAGAGCAACGAGUUCUUGAUAGAGAGAACUGAUACAUGGGACGAUCGGGUGGAGCAUGAUGCAGGUGACGACCUGCUUAUGGAAAGAAGGGAGUCUCUGGUGAAGCGGUGGCGGUGGCUGAAAGCCGUGUCCAUGGUGGUGUUCAGUGGCCGGCCGGCGUACAAGAUGUCGCAGCAAAUAGAGCCUUCACAUCAGCCCACGGAGUCUCAGACUGAUCAUUUACUGGCGGCAGCUAAGACAGAUCUUGGGGUGAACCGUCCACAACCAACGACGACUGCUCAGGUACAAGAUUUGCAAUCUCCACGACACACGACUAAGUUAAGAAGCAAUAAUCCAGUCCCGGAGGUUGUAAUAAUGGAUGUUGAACCAAACCUUCCACGAUCAACAGAAACAGCUCAGUCUUGGCUAUCUCCGCGGCACGCUGCAAAAUCUCCCAAUAAUUCAGUCCCUGAGGUUGUAGUAGAUGUUACAUCGAACCUUCCACGACCAACAGAAACAUCUCAGGUGGUUGAUAAGAUGAAAAAGGAGCAACAGGGGCGUUGCCUCAAAUACUCACAGAAGGCCCUUGGGUUUGCCAUCUGCACGCUCAUCGGAUACGCAAGUGCUGUAUCACUAUCACCCAGCAGCAAUGGCGGCAACGAUGGCAAGAAGGACAACGCGACUUUCAAACUCGCCAUUGCACCCUUCUUCGUUGCCAUCUGCACUGACCUCUUCUCGUUGAAGACGAAGGCGAAGCAGGGCAAUGUCUUGGUCUACCUCUCAUCAUUCCAUCUGAUGCUGAUGAUAUACCUCAUAUUCAUCUCAUUCAACAUGGACUACGCCUACGCCAUCAUCUUCCUUCCUCUAGUGGCUGGUGCCUCCCUCCUCCAACAAAAGAUAUGGCCUGAAGGGCAUCGACAAAGCACCGAUGAAAAAGUCAGUAAAGACCUAGACAGCAUGUUCGACUUGUCUGCUCUUAUCCUCAACUGGAGCACCUUUAUCAGCGCAAUCAUGGCCAUAUUCAGGGACUUGAUUCCUUCUGGGCAAAACCAAUACAUAUCAUUCAGCGCUGUAGGGCUCUUGUUCUUCCUCACUAUCAUUCUAGGGCUCUAUCUGAUGUUGAUCACAACAGUGAGAACUGCGGCACUAAAUCUCCGUGCGAAGUACCUCGAUGUCCUGCUUAUCUGCUUGCUCGUGAGCACUCUAAUCACCGCCUUGAUCACGUUUAUUAAAAAGAAAUAGUAGUGAGCAUCAAAUUCUGUGGCCGAAGCCGGAUGAAAAAGUCCUAUGCAGCCAGGUCGAGGUGUCUUGGAAACAAAUUCCACUUGGUGUGCAUAGAUUGUACAUGUACUAUGGUGAUGAACAAUUUGUUGGUGCCUUGCUACUGCAUAUUGAUGUGUUGCACCUCCCACUCAUGUGCUAGGGAAAGAAAUAGCCCCUGACCCCUUCCCUAUAUGACGACAUAAAUCAUUGCAAAGAGUGGUUGGCGCUAACGUGAAGUAAUGCUCGCUAACCUGCUGAUGAAACUCAUCUCAUUCAAUAGCCCCUGAGGCACUGACCCCUUUACCUAUUUGAUAUAAAUCAUUGCAAAUAAAACUACUGUGUUCCGUA
This is a messenger RNA of Panicum hallii, 1823 nucleotides long. RefSeq lists its product as uncharacterized. Lineage: Eukaryota; Viridiplantae; Streptophyta; Magnoliopsida; Poales; Poaceae. The record is from RefSeq and is a predicted model, not a curated record. The coding region runs from base 177 to 1454 and encodes 425 amino acids. The transcript has 6 exons.